AAAAUAAAGAAAUAUUUAUAAAAUGGAGAUUGCCUUAAAGGCGAGACAUUAUAAAAGCGUAUUGCAAAUAUGUUAAGACAUUUAGUACAAAGAGGUGCCCAAACGAGCGCAUCACUCAGAAGAAAAGCUUUUAAAUUUAAAGGCCGAAAUUUAAUUUUCUAAAAAUUUACUUCAGUACAACUCAAUGUUAUUCCUCCAGCUCCUCAAUUUAAACGCCACACACUUUCCUUACGCCCACUUGGCGGACAAACGCACCCAAAAGUGGUUGUUGGUGGAAUCUUUCGGGGAUGUGUUGGCGCUGGUGACUUUGUACUUGCUCUUGGUGCGUUAUCUGCCGCGCUGGAUGGAAAGACACAAACCGCUACAACUGAAGCCAUUGCUCUUGCUCUACAACACUCUGAUGGCCCUGCUGAACGCGCACAUUUGCAAGGAGUUGCUCUUCAAUGGUGUUCGCUUGAAAUAUAAUUUCUGGUGUCAACCGUGUCGGGAAUCACACGCAAAGGAGGAGUUGAAGAUUGCUGCCGCUGUUUGGUGGUUCUAUUUCUCCAAGUUGCUGGAGUUUUCCGAUACGAUUUUUUUUAUUUUACGCAAAAAACGCACGCAAUUAACAUUUCUUCAUGUUUACCAUCAUGGCACCAUGUUUCCGCUAUGGUGGAUCGCUGUCAAGUGGGUGCCCACCGGUUCGACAAUUGUGCCAUCGCUGAUAAAUUCUUUCAUACACAUAAUUAUGUACAGUUAUUACGGAUUAAGUGCUCUGGGUCCUAACGUUCAAAAAUUUCUCUGGUGGAAGAAAUAUCUCACGACCCUGCAAUUGUUUCAAUUCGUGUUCGGUGCCGCCUGGUCCACACAAGCCAUUGUCAGAGGAUGUGAUUUUCCCACAUGGAUUAAUUACACAACCAUUCUUUAUAUGGCUUCCUUACUUUUUCUUUUUGGACAA
Molecule: messenger RNA, 937 nt
Organism: Ceratitis capitata (Mediterranean fruit fly)
Lineage: Eukaryota; Metazoa; Arthropoda; Insecta; Diptera; Tephritidae
Product: elongation of very long chain fatty acids protein 4-like
Exons: 5
Biological process (GO): fatty acid elongation, monounsaturated fatty acid; sphingolipid biosynthetic process; fatty acid elongation, saturated fatty acid
Cellular component (GO): endoplasmic reticulum membrane
Molecular function (GO): fatty acid elongase activity
Source: RefSeq, a predicted model, not a curated record